AUGGCCGCCUCAACGGUCAAGCUUGCGUUGUUACUGCUAGCACACAAUGUCAUUGGUCAAGUGCAUGACUAUUCUCAAUAUGUAAACCCAUUGAUGGGAGGCUCAGGGCCAUUCGAUGGUUUGGCAUGCAAGUGUUCCCCUAGCCACGGUACAAUUGAUCACUGUACUUACCUGCGUAACCUAGUUGGAGGAGGCGACAUCUUCGUCGGCGGCGCUUUACCGUUUGGAGUCGCAAAGGUUGGCAUAGAUACAUAUGAGCAGAAUGUUUCUUAUUCCACCCUUAAUGGCGGAUGGACGCCUAAAGGCGCAGUAACUGCGAUUAGCAUGAUGCAUGAAAGCGGGACAGGAGGUUUCCCUAAAUAUGGCAUCAUUGCGCAAAUGCCCCUGACCACGAUUGACCCGCCGGUCAAUAUCCUCGAUAACAGGACUUACUGGCAAAACCGUACCGGAGACGAUACAGCAAAAGUUGGUUAUUUCAAGACAGAGUUGGAGAAUGGGAUCACAGUCGAGAUCUCAGGCGCUCGGCACUCGGGCAUCAUUCAAUACUCAUUCCCGGAUGGAGCGAAGCAUAUUCUCGUGGAUGUGUCACACUACCUACCCAGUGAAACAGGUGGCUACAGUAAUCAAGUGUUUCUUGGAGGAGAAAUCAGCAUCAACGGUUCCACGUAUACCGGAUUUGGGACUUACGGUGGUGGGUGGAACGAGGGAGCACCUUACACAGUUUACUUUUGUGGCGAGUUUGACACGGAGCCAAAUCAAGCCAGGACUUUCCGUGGAAGAAACACAGAUCCAAUGACGAGGUACCACACUUUCAGCAAUGAGCCUAUUGGACAAGCUACUUUCGGAUCUGAUGGCUCAAAUCAAGAAACCUCGGGGCCGCUUAAUGAUCGCAUUGGUGCGGUCUUCACGUGGGAUUCGGCGGCUACUUCGCAAGUGAGAUCAAGGGUCGGCGUCUCUUUCAUCUCUGCAGAAAAAGCUUGCAAAUUCAAGGACGACGAGGUCAAAUCUUGGAAGCUUGAAGAUACGGUAGAUGCCGCUGUUGAGGAAUGGAACAAGGAUGUCCUCAGCCGUAUCCAAGUGCCCACGGACGACACGGUAAACAGCACCAAUCUAGUUUUGUUAUACUCAUCCCUCUACUUUAUGCACCUGAUGCCUUCAGACAGGACUGGUGAGAACCCUCUGUGGGACUCCGGAGAGCCCUCAUGGGAUGAUUUCUACACUUUAUGGGACACCUUCAGGUGCACAGUGAGCCUUCAUCACUUGAUUCAGCCCGAGGCGUAUGAAAGCCAGAUACGGUCUCUCAUCGACAUAUGGAGAUACGAGGGAUAUAUGCCCGAUGGCCGUUCGGGCAACUGGAACGGGUUGGUCCAAGGCGGCAGUAACGCUGACAAUGUCCUUGCCGACGCUUAUAUCAAAGGCCUGCGUGGAGCUAUCAACUGGACUGAUGGUUAUCUAGCCAUGAAGAAGAAUGCCGAAGUGACGCCAUACAAUACUUACAGUCUCGACGAUGAGACGGCAAGCGUCAAGGAAGGCCGAGGUGCAUUGGAUGACUGGAUCAACCUAGGCUACGUAUCUCUAGACAAUUCGCGCUGCAUAUCGAGGACCGUCGAGUAUUCGCUGAACGACUACGCACUGAGCGUUGUCGCUGCUGGAGAAGCACCAGAGGACGUCCAAAAGUAUUUGAACAGAUCAGCAGGAUGGCAGAGGAGCUGGAAUCACGAUGUGACCAGUCGUAACUUCAGCGGCUUCUUGACUCCCAGGUUCUCAGACGGAUCGUGGAAUGCGACAGAUUACAAUCCUGGCCUCUGCGGUGGGUGUGAAUGGACUUCCAUUUCUUACGAAGGGACACCGUGGGAGUAUUCGUUCACUGUCCCACACGACAUGCAAACUCUGAUUCAGUUUAUGGGAGGGGAAGCGGAGUUUGAGAGGAGAUUAGACUACAUUUUCCAACCCAAUACGAGUGAACAAGAUCUAUCUGCCAAUGGCGCUGGGAUCACUACUAUCAUGAAUAUUGGCAAUGAGCCAGACUUUGCGACUCCUUACUUAUACAACUACCUCAAUAAGCAGUACAAGUCCGUCAACCAGUCCCGCGCUUUAGCUAACCAGAACUUCCAUGAUGCAUUGUAUGGCGUCCCUGGAAACAGCGAUGCAGGAGCUCUGAACUCGUGGCUUAUCUGGCAAAUGCUCGGCUUAUACCCUAUUGUGACCCAGCCCGUCUAUCUCCUGGAGUCGCCGUGGUUUAGUGACAUCAACAUCACCAUCAACGGCAAUCAGACACUAAGGGUUACGAGUAGUGGUGACCAUGCUACAUUGGGUCAACAAGGGUAUUACGUGCAGUCGGUCAAAAUUAAUGGGCAAGUUUGGGACAAAAAUUGGUUCAAUCAUGAGGAUGUCAUGGUGAACGGAGGUACUAUAGAGUUUACCGUUGGCGAAGAGCCAACAACUUGGGAGUCAGGCGAUGUCCCUCCAAGCCCAGGGCACUUCGAACUGUGA
Molecule: messenger RNA, 2493 nt
Organism: Neoarthrinium moseri
Lineage: Eukaryota; Fungi; Ascomycota; Sordariomycetes; Amphisphaeriales; Apiosporaceae
Exons: 4
Coding region: 1-2493 (830 amino acids)
Biological process (GO): protein deglycosylation; glycoprotein catabolic process; protein quality control for misfolded or incompletely synthesized proteins
Cellular component (GO): cytosol; nucleus
Molecular function (GO): carbohydrate binding; peptide-N4-(N-acetyl-beta-glucosaminyl)asparagine amidase activity
Source: RefSeq, a predicted model, not a curated record